Molecule: messenger RNA, 2244 nt
Organism: Acomys russatus (golden spiny mouse)
Lineage: Eukaryota; Metazoa; Chordata; Mammalia; Rodentia; Muridae
Gene: Rnasel
Product: ribonuclease L
Exons: 6
Coding region: 49-2244 (731 amino acids)
Biological process (GO): defense response to virus; mRNA processing; protein phosphorylation
Molecular function (GO): RNA binding; protein kinase activity; protein binding
Source: RefSeq, a predicted model, not a curated record
AUUUCUCAGGGAAAAGGCUGAAAGCGUUAGGCAUUGGCACUGGCUACGAUGGAGAGCACAGAACGUAACACACCCCAGGAUGGAGCUGCACCAUCAAGUAGUCAGCGGGCUAUGGGUCAAGACGGCUUGAUUGAAGCUGUUAAAAGGGGAGAUGUUGACAGGAUCCAGCAAUUGCUGGAAGAAGGAGCUGAUGUUAAUGUCUGUGACAGUUGGGGCUGGACACCUUUGCACAACGCAGUGCAGUCUGGCCGGGUAGACAUUGUGGAACUCCUGCUUGAUCAUGGUGCUGACCCGCGUCGGAGGAAAAGGAACGGGGCCACACCCUUGAUCAUUGCCGGGAUCCGCGGGGAUGUAAGGCUGCUGCAGAUUCUCUUGUCUAAGGGUGCAGAGGUCAGUGAAUGUGACUUUAAUGGCUUCACGGCUUUCAUGGAAGCUGCCGAGUAUGGUAAAGUCGAAGCCUUAAGAUUCCUCUUUGAUAAAGGAGCCAAUGUGAAUUUGAGGCGGGAGACAACGGAGGACAAACUGCGACUGAAGCAAGGGGGCGCCACAGCUCUCAUGAGUGCUGCUGAAAACGGCCGCACAGAAGUCUUGAGUAUUCUCCUCAAUGAUAUGGGGGCGGAAGUCGAUGCUCGGGACAAUAUGGGUAGAAAUGCCUUGAUCCGUACUCUGCUGAACCGUGACGGUGAAAAUGUGGAGGAGAUCACUAACCUUCUGCUCCGGCACGGAGCUGAUGUUAACGCGAGAGGAGAAAGAGGGAAGACGCCCCUGAUCUCGGCAGUGGAAAGGAAGCACGCAGGUUUGGUGAAGAUGCUCCUGAGUCGGGAGGGCAUAAACAUCGAUGACAAAGAUAGUGAGGGCAAGACAGCUCUGCUGAUUGCGGUUGAACUCAAACAGAAGGAAAUCGUCCAGUUGCUGUGUGAAAAGGGAGCCAACACCAAGUGUGGGGAUCUUGUUGGGAUAGCCACUCGGAAUUACGACCACUCGCUUGUACAGCUUCUUCUCAGCUAUGGAGCUGAUGAUCACACUGACCUUCCUGCUAGAGACUGGUCGCCUCACAGUUCGCGUUGGGGGAACGCCUUGAAAAGACUCCACAGUAUGCAUCGACCGAUGAUUGGCAAACUCAAGCUCUUUAUGGAUGAAGACUUUAAAAUUGCUGACACUUCCGAAGGGGGCAUCUACCUAGGGAUCUAUGACAAUCGAGAGGUGGCUGUGAAGCUCUUCCGGGAGGACAGUGCCCGCGGACGUAAGGAAGUCUCUUGUUUUCAGGGCUGCCCUGGCCACAGUAACUUCGUGACUUUCUAUGGAAGUGAAACCAACAAGGGCAGUUUCUAUGUGUGUGUGUCCCUGUGUGAGCGGACGUUGGAAGAGUUCCUGGGUGAGCCCAGAAAGGGACCUGUGGAGAACCGGGAAGAUACACUUGCCCGCAGUGUCUUGUUGUCUAUAUUUGAGGCCGUUCAAAACCUACACUCGCAUGGAUACGCCCAUCAGGAUCUGCAACCACAAAACGUCUUAAUAGAUUCCAAGAAAGCUGUUUGCCUGGCAGAUUUUGAUCAGAGUGUCCAGUGUUUGGGAGACUCACAGCCAGUCAAGAGAGACUUGGAGGACCUUGGACGGCUGGUUCUUUAUGUGGUAAAGAAAGGCGAGAUCCCCUUUGAGACACUAAAGGCUCAGAAUAACAAAGAGGCGGCAGAACUGUCGCCAGAUGAGGAGACUAAGGACCUGGUCCAACGCCUGCUUUCUCCUGGAGGAAAUGUAAAGAACUACCUGGUGGACCUGCUUGGCCAUCCUUUCUUUUGGACAUGGGAGAACCGCUACAGAACACUUCGGAAUGUGGGAAAUGAAUCUGACAUCAAAAGACGAAAUAAACAAAGUGAGCUUCUCAAACAACUACAGUCUGGGACACCCAAGCCUUCCCAAAGUUUUUGUCAGUGGAAAUCUAAGAUCAACAAAUAUGUUAUGGAAAGAAUGGAUGAUUUCUACAAAAAAAGACAAAAAGCUCCUUAUAAGAAUACUGUAGGUGACCUACUGAAGUUUAUUCGGAAUAUAGGGGAACACAUCGAUGAGGAAAAUAAUAAACAAAUGAAGGAAAAAAUUGGAGACCCCUCUCAUUACUUUCAGGAGACCUUUCCAGAUCUCGUAAUGUAUGUCUACACAAAACUAAAGAAAACAGAAUAUGAAAAACAUUUUCCCCAGACUCAAGCAAACUCCAGUGUGCUGGAGGCAGUGGGACCGAUGGGCCAAUAG